AUGUCAAUUAUGCUGCUUGCUGUUCUUUUUGGAAUUCGAAGCAAAAUCAGGAAUGGAAGUUACACAAAUUUAUAUCCUUUGACUGGCAUUCACUUGAAAUCGACACAAGUGAAACAUGUGAAUUCUGAUCUCAUCGUCGUCAUUGGCCUUCAAAAACAGAACUUGCCUAAGACCUUAUGA
Messenger RNA from Clunio marinus, 180 nucleotides. The record is from the annotation of a GenBank genome assembly. NCBI's taxonomy places the organism in Eukaryota, Metazoa, Arthropoda, Insecta, Diptera, Chironomidae.